ACUCACACAUUGUUAAUGGAAACGCUCCUCGAACCGAAGAUACCGGAUCCGAAGCUUCAUGCUGUCCCUUUCACACACCGGUCGCCUUACGACAUCCAAUAGCGACGCAACAUGCUAUAGAUCAUCAAACAGAUUAAAGAAAACUAACAUCGAAUCUCACUUUUCCAUCCAGAAUACGAUAAAUGAAAGGUUCCAUGAGUAUUUUAUAGGAAAAUUGGAGAUGUAACAACAGAAUUUAAAGCCGGAGCAACAAAUGUGAGUGAUAGUGAUCGGGUAAAAGAAAGAGACAAGCGAUCGCUCGGUGUGGUGUUGAAGGCUGUGGAGGCGGCCAGUUUGACCAUUUUUUGUUGCACCGCUGAUUGUGAAAGAUUACACUCGAGAGUCGAAAUACAUCUUUACAUCACACGUCAGUGGGCACCGGGCUGUCUUCAAAGUAACACGGAUUAGACACACGCGAUUUUCGUCGACGUAAUCAUGCCUGCGUGCUACCUGUGAUAGUGAAAGACUGAUAUUGUGAUCCUUUGGGACUAUUUCUUGUGCACGAUCUAGAUCGGUGCUCGGAGCUGACUCUUGCUACGCCGUCUUUUCAUCUUCGCGUCAAUGGCUGUUUCAACACUGAACAUGACGCCCUACUUCACAGGAUAUUCUUUUCAAGGUCAGGGUCGUAUGAACCAGCUGGGCGGGGUGUUUAUCAACGGACGUCCGCUGCCGAACCACAUUCGCUUGAAGAUAGUGGAGAUGGCGGCGGCGGGUGUAAGGCCGUGCGUCAUAUCGCGACAACUGCGCGUCUCCCAUGGAUGCGUGUCUAAAAUCCUGAAUAGAUAUCAGGAAACUGGCUCCAUCCGUCCCGGUGUGAUCGGAGGAUCUAAACCGCGAGUGGCCACGCCUGAAGUUGAAAACAGGAUAGAAGAGCUCAAGAGACAAAACCCAGGUAUAUUUUCCUGGGAAAUUAGAGAUAAACUAAUAAAGGAAGGCAUCUGUGAUAAAAAUACCGCCCCGUCGGUCAGUUCCAUUUCGAGACUUAUAAGAGGAGGCAAAAGAGAUGAAUCAGACCCUCGAAGAAAUCAUAGCAUUGACGGUAUUCUAGGUCCCUCAUCUUGUGAAGACUCAGAUACGGAAUCGGAGCCGGGCAUCACGCUUAAGCGGAAGCAAAGAAGAUCAAGGACCACUUUCUCCGGAGACCAGCUCGAGGCCUUAGAGCGCGCUUUUACCAGGACCCAGUAUCCAGAUGUUUAUACCAGAGAAGAAUUGGCUCAAAAGACUAAACUUACUGAAGCUCGGGUUCAGGUUUGGUUCUCGAACAGAAGGGCUCGUCUUCGCAAGCAACUCAAUUCCCAACAACUCAGUGCAUUCAAUACGAUGUCUUUGCAAUCCGCAUUCCCAUCCGUCCAUCAACAAUACGAGCCUCCGUCAACUUUCAAUCCGCAGUGCACGUCUUGGCAGCAAUCUUAUUCCUCCGCAUUGGGUUCUAGUUCCGUUCUAAAUUCAGCGUUAGCUCCUUCGUUACAUCAAUCAUCGUUAACUCCGUCUGUCUGUCAAUCAGCAUUAGCAGCUUCUUCUCUCCACCCGCCUACGUCUACUUCAUUCUCUUCUGGAAAUCUUACACCUCUAUCACAUACAUCUGAACUCCCCACUCCGUUACAACCAGCUUCAGAUACCACUCCACCCAGUACAAGCCCAAUCACCAGUAGUCCAUCGAAUCAGAGCACUGGAAUCACUUAUCAGCACUCGUACGCUAAUCCCAGUGAAACCGUCUCCCAUCCUUACGGCUAUGGAGAUUAUUCGAAACAAGAACACGCCAUGUCGGCCCAUAACCAUUGGACCUCGAGACAACUCAGCGGUCAUCCUCAAAAUAAGCUGCCUGAUGUUGGUGCCUGGCCAGAAAAUUAUAGUUCAUUCUUCGGUACCAAUGCAUCGCAUUACGCAACUCAUGCGCAUUCUCCUACCGAAGCGAAGUCAGGUUAUCCUUACUUGGGACAACUUGGAGGCAUGGAUAUGGGAAGAGUACAUUAAAUAUUAUUUACAUAUAGUUUAAGAAAGUUUAUAUUAAAAAUAAUUUAAUAGGUUUACUCUGAAUGCCUUUACCAGUACUAUGGCAUAUCGUUAUGUGCCUUUUAAUAGAUUAAAGGUUAUGUAAUAUUUUGUAAAGUAUUUUCGAUUAUGUACAAAUGGUAUAAGUCCAGAA
Molecule: messenger RNA, 2185 nt
Organism: Papilio xuthus (Asian swallowtail)
Lineage: Eukaryota; Metazoa; Arthropoda; Insecta; Lepidoptera; Papilionidae
Product: paired box protein gooseberry
Exons: 6
Coding region: 601-2013 (470 amino acids)
Biological process (GO): anatomical structure development; regulation of transcription by RNA polymerase II
Molecular function (GO): RNA polymerase II cis-regulatory region sequence-specific DNA binding; DNA-binding transcription factor activity, RNA polymerase II-specific
Source: RefSeq, a predicted model, not a curated record